ACGAAAAUUAUUAAUGAAAUCGUUAUGUUGUAAGUAUACGCGUUGGUAAGGAACACUCCCGUUUUCAACUCAGUUUACAAACUAUACAAUAUGUGAGAAAUAUACUACAGUGAAAGGUCUGGCACCAUCUUGUUCUUUUAAAUGGCAGGUUGCUUAUACAGGUUAAGAGAUGUUAUUAAUUAUUUAAUAAAGUGUGAUAUCCGCCCUACCUGGCAUAACGUGAUUGUUAUAAUUUGACAGAAAAAAUUUAACUGCACAAACACAGACCACCCCCUCAAAAGUUCCUGGAACAAGAUUCAAACUGAUUUUAAAUUGAAGGAAAAGUUGUAUUAUAUUGUGGGUCGUUGAGAUACUGUAAGUUAAACAGGCCUAAAGUAGCUGCACAAGAGUUGGCAUGGAAGUCUUACCAUGUGAGGAGGUGGAGCGUGUUACUGGUUCCAAAAUACAUUUGCAGCAAGGUGGUUACAGUCAACAGUCUGAGUAUUACAAAACCACCAUCUCUACAUAUUACGGCUUCUCGGACGACUCCAGUGAUGAGGAUGACUACAAAGCGCCACUGGCAGUUACAAGUGGAGAAAGCUCAAUGUGCUGUGUUUGUGGAGACAGCAUCCCCUUUCUGGGUAACAUGAUAGAGCACUUCAAGACGCACACAGCCGAGGUGCAUUGUCACCUGUGUCGAGCAAAGUUUGGACGCGUAAUGUCGCUGGCGUUACACUUAAAAAAUGCCCACCCAAAGCACAGUCUCUUGUGUGAAAUCUGCGGAGCUGUCUUUAGUUGCACGUGGCAUCUAAACGGACAUUUGGGAAAGCAUCGGAAAGCUGCAAUGGAGUUAAAAACUGUGGUUAAAAUGGAAGAGAAAGAAGAAAUUAGCAUCAAAGAGACCAUAAGCUGCAUUGAUUUGAGAAGAACAAUCUUGAGAGAUCAUUCAUAUUGUAUCUCAGCACAAGCAGCUAAGAAUGACACUUCCAGAGACGUCCAGAAACGCAUUGACAAUGAUAUAAACUGCACAAAUCAAGCCCCACACAUCAAAACGGAAACCGAAAGUUUGCCUAUUAUUAAAGAUGAACAAAUUGAUGCCUUCAGCUUUUCCUCAUUCCCUUCGAGCCAAUCAGAGCCACAGCAUCUUCGCUUUGGACUCAAGGAAGAGAAUGAUCAUGAGGAUGGGCUUGGAGAAACUGUAGCUUACGUGGUGGCUGCAGAGGAGGAAAUUAGGCUGGCAGAGGAUGGAGAAAGUACUGACAGUGAUGGUGACGCAAACCCUGAUUCACUACCCCCUGGUGACACGGCGUACAACCCGGACGAGGACCUCAGCUCAGAGUCUGACGACAGCGACUCAAACUGCAUCUCCAACAGGCGUCACCAAAAGAUAAAGAAAGGUAAGCAACAGACACCCAACAGGAAAAGACCUGCAAGUACAAAUCUAGGGACAAUCAACAUUGCAGAGAAAUUUGGGUUUCAGUCUGAUUCUCCCUUUUGUUGCUAUGGCAAAUUCGCUAAUAUGGAGAAACACAUGGAUGAUUGCAGGAAUAAGGUGAUGUUCGCGUGUUGCCUGUGCAAUGUGGUAUGUGCGAAUGAAGAGUUGCUGCUGAAGCACACAAUCGAAAAACACCCAGCAGCUGGGUAUAUCUGUGCGUACUGCCACAAAGUUUUCCCUAGACAGGAACAUUUCAAAAGUCACAUCUGUGGGAAGAGAUCUACAGGAGAAAUUAACUUGCCAGCCUCCUCUGUAUCCCAUUUACCCACCGUGCCUUUAUCUGAUAGCAGUGGUCAGGGAAGACCUUUCCCCCCUACUUUGAACGCCAAUCAGAAUACCAUUAAAAUUAUCAAAAUAACUCAGACAGUGAACAAAGCUUCAACGGCACCUGAUCCUCCACCUGCGGUGGCCACUUUGGGAUCAUCUGAAGUUCUGACGCUGCACCACCUGCUUCAGACAACUCCUCUUGGCACUGCUAAGGUGACUGAUUUGGUUCCUCAAGUUGUGGCUAUGCCGCAAACUCUUGUCAGGCCCAAUUUUCUUCCAAGUUCUUAUGUCGCUUGCCCGAAAGUUCCCGUCCAUACACCUUCAGUAGUGCGUCCCUUGCUGUCAAAUCCUGCCAGGAUGACUCUUCGUAUCCCUACCUCUUCCAAUCCACCUCUUCUAACUCCAGUCAUCGUGUCCUUCUCACCCACUGUGAACGUCUCUGCACCCACUCUUGUAUCAGCCAACAAGCCUGUUCUGAGACAAACAUCAGUGGCUAAUAUUAGACCUCUACCUGCAAAUAUCCUGCCGAUGUCCUCAGUUACCUUUCCCACCCUGGUGAGUGCUCUUACCGGGAACAACCAUCCUCAGGUUCCUCCUGCCCAGGUUCAGGCUCCGUUACAAAUAGUGGCCAUGUACAUGAACCACAGCAGGGAUUUGGCUCUUCAUAAGCAAUGUGAGCAGAGCUGGCGCUCCAAGACCAUCUUCUCCUGCCGCCACUGCGGUGCCGUCUCGAGACAACCAUCGCUAAGCGUGCGUCAUCGCUACUUACACCGUGGAUCAAGGUUGUACAGAUGUCAGUGUGGAAGGUCGUUCCAGCAACAGCUGCAUUUGCUGAGGCACCAGGUCCAGCAUGCGGAGUCGGUCCGAUUUGUUUGUGCACGGUGUGGAAAUACGUUCGAAGGGGCGCAUAAAUUGACCUGGCACAAACGGAAGCAUAAAAAAGGCAGGCGGUGUGCAAAAAAGAAAUGCAAGGUGGCUUUUGACUGUAGCUGUGGACAGAUGUUUGCAAGGCCGUCUGCAUUGUUGUGGCAUAUGCUUAAAAACUCCAAACUUCCCAAACGCACAAGAAAAAACUCAAUCUGUCUCUCUCUGAAUAGUUUGAGUAAAUGAGACACAAGAAAGACUAAAAACUGUUCUUUGUACAAUGUUUGUAUUAUGUUAUCAAUGGUGGUGGACCUGAUCCUUUUUUGUACACUGAAGACUUUGAAGGCCAAAUCCAUAAUAUGGUAAAUGGUGACAAUUUAUAGGGUUAGUUCACCCAAAAAUGAAAUUUCUGUCAUUAAUUACUCACCCUCAUGUCGUUCCACACCCGCAAGACCUUCGUUCAUCUUCGUAACACAAUUUAAUAUAUU
Megalobrama amblycephala (Wuchang bream) is the source of this 3093-nucleotide messenger RNA. RefSeq lists its product as uncharacterized. The record is from RefSeq and is a predicted model, not a curated record. Gene Ontology annotation, molecular function: DNA-binding transcription factor activity, RNA polymerase II-specific; RNA polymerase II cis-regulatory region sequence-specific DNA binding. NCBI's taxonomy places the organism in Eukaryota, Metazoa, Chordata, Actinopteri, Cypriniformes, Xenocyprididae. Gene Ontology annotation, biological process: regulation of DNA-templated transcription. The transcript is spliced from 3 exons. The coding region runs from base 395 to 2851 and encodes 818 amino acids.